Oncorhynchus gorbuscha (pink salmon) is the source of this 1758-nucleotide messenger RNA. Its product is annotated as rab effector Noc2-like. The record is from RefSeq and is a predicted model, not a curated record. The coding region runs from base 396 to 1385 and encodes 329 amino acids. Gene Ontology annotation, biological process: intracellular protein transport. Gene Ontology annotation, molecular function: small GTPase binding. Lineage: Eukaryota; Metazoa; Chordata; Actinopteri; Salmoniformes; Salmonidae. The transcript is spliced from 10 exons.
CUGAACCACUUGUCCACUGUGCCAAGCUAACGACACAUUGGGAAGCAAAUGGAACAUUAGACCGUUACAUGGCUGUCGUUUGCUCCAUGUGACACUAGAAAUGGUCGAUCCCAUAUCCCUUCUAAGAAAUUGACAGGAGGAAACAGCACAGAAGUCCACUCCAAAGCUUCCCUGAAUUGGAUGUGUUUUCAUUGUACCAGACAGGUGUUUUUGUGUCAAGUUCCAGGAGCAGCUGGAGCAGAGAGAGGGAAAACCUGCCCGGAUCCACUAUUGACCUCCAUCUCCGGACACACACAGGCCUAGCCCGCAGCAAAGCGAUAUAACUGGCUCUCAUAGUUCUCGCUCGUUCAAAGGAAGGGGGAAAUUUUACAGCCUUUGUCAUCAGCCCUCAAAAGAUGACGGAGACCAUGUUUGGGACAGGGAAAGAUCAGUGGGUCUGUCCCAACGACCGGCAGCUGGCCCUUCGAGCCAAGCUGCAGACAGGCUGGUCUGUCCACACCUUCUGUACAGACCGACAGAGGAAAAGCCAGAUGCUGGAGCAGCAGGAGAUGGAGAACAUCCUUAGUGUCAUCCGCAGGGCUGAGGAACUGGAACAGAUUGAACAGCUCCGCAUCGGGAGGCUGGUGGAGCGUCUGGACAACAUGAGGAAAAGUGCGAUGGGAAACGGCCGGUCCCAGUGCCUGCUGUGUGGGGAGGUCCUGGGCCUCCUUGGAACCCCCUCCGUCUUCUGUCAGGACUGCUGCAAGAAAGUGUGCACCAAGUGUGGCAUAGAGCCCCAGUGCAGUCAGAAGAGAACUCAGUGGCUGUGCAAGAUCUGCAGUGAACACAGAGAGGUGUGGAAGCGCUCUGGAGCCUGGUUCUACAAGUUCAUGCCCAAGUACGUGUACCCUGGGAAGGAGGGGCCGAGUGGUGCUCCUCUGGGACUGCGAGGAGCCAAUGGAGGAGGGCAGAAGAUGGCCAGGAGUUCCACUGUCAGCCGCACCUACACAUGGGCACACAGCAAAGUGGUGUCUAGUGGCAGCGACAGUGAGUCGGACCACAGUGAAGGAAGCGUGAAGAGCAAGGUGUCCAGCCAGGGUCUCCCUGAGGGCAAGCAGCAUACUGACUCGGUGUUCAGUGGGGGGAGGAUUGGGACCCCCACAGGGCUGGGUUGGGGACCACAGGGCAGCCUGCUGUCAGAGAGCCGCUCCAGCCUAACCAGCAAGCCCCCCCACAGCACCGCUCCCCCUGAGGACUACGACACAGACCACAGCUUCCCCUCCCCCAAGUGUAGAGUGGUGUUGUGCCAUAUUGUGCUUCUCCCAUUAUGGGCUCCCUGGCUGCAAGGUGUGGUGAGAUUUGAAGUAAAGGAUGGCCAGAGAAAAGGGAGGUAUUCAUCACAUUGACACAAUUCACUUAAUUGCUUGUAUUUUGUGGAAUUAGACUAAUUAACCUGUGAAUGUUGUUUAAUCUUCCAGGUGGAGGUGCCAAUGGACCACGUUUAGGUUGAGUGGCCGUGUGUGUGACAGUGUGUGUGGCAUAGUCGGUCGGAGGGACACGUUCUCAUUCAAGCAUGAGGCCAACGACGUCUCAAUCAAACUAGCAUUUUUGGACAGUCUAGCAGGUUUUUCUCGGGGAUGUCAACAGUUAGCAUGUUAGCCAGUGGUGCUUCAUAUAAAUUUGACUGGUUUAUACUUAUGGACUUAUUUGCACCCUGUACACAUAUGGGAGGUGAUGCAGUGUGAAUAUUUAUGGACAUUGUGCGCAAACCGACAAAUA